Molecule: messenger RNA, 1846 nt
Organism: Dunckerocampus dactyliophorus (ringed pipefish)
Lineage: Eukaryota; Metazoa; Chordata; Actinopteri; Syngnathiformes; Syngnathidae
Gene: asl
Product: argininosuccinate lyase
Exons: 17
Coding region: 119-1519 (466 amino acids)
Cellular component (GO): cytosol
Molecular function (GO): argininosuccinate lyase activity
Source: RefSeq, a predicted model, not a curated record
UAGGUAUUUUUUGUGACGACAUACCAGCACGCAUUUCGCUCCACCUAGCAAGAGGUGAGCACGCCUGACGCUUGCACAUUCAACAACAACCACAAAAAGUCUACUGUCUGCAUUCAAGAUGGACACUGCUGAGGGAUCCAAGCUGUGGGGAGGUCGUUUUGUGGGCGCCACUGACCCCGUGAUGGAGCGCUUUAACGCGUCCAUCGCUUAUGACCAGAGGAUGUGGGAUGCUGACGUGAGAGGCAGCAAAGCCUACGUGAAGGCUCUGGAAAGGGCCAAGCUGGUCACCACAGAGGAGAGGACACAGAUCCUACAAGGGCUGGACCAGAUCUCUGAGGAGUGGACCAAAGGUGUGUUUGUGAUCAAAGCUGACGACGAAGACAUACACACUGCCAAUGAGCGCAGACUCAAGGAGCUGAUAGGCACCGCUGCGGGGAAGCUGCACACAGGAAGGAGCAGGAACGACCAGGUGGUGACCGACAUGCGCCUGUGGCUGCGUGACGCCAUCUCCACCCUGAUGGACAGCGCUUUGCUGCUCAUCUCCACCAUGGUGGAGCGGGCCGCUGCAGAGAUGGAUGUGCUGUUUCCUGGUUACACACACAUGCAAAGAGCUCAGCCAAUCAGAUGGAGCCACUGGAUCCUGAGCUACGCCGUGGCUUUGAGGCGGGACGUGGAACGUCUGCAGGAGAUCAAGAGGAGAGUCAACGUCUUACCUCUGGGCAGUGGUGCCAUCGCUGGAACACCGUUUAACAUUGACAGGGAGCUGCUAAGAAAAGAGUUGUCUUUUGAUGAGAUCAGCUUGAACAGCAUGGACGCCACCGCACAACGAGAUUUUGUUGUGGAGUUCUUGUUCUGGGCCUCGCUGUGUUUGACUCACCUCAGUAAGAUGGCUGAGGACCUUCUGCUUUACAGCACCAAAGAGUUCUCAUUCGUCACACUCUCUGAUGCCUACAGCACAGGCAGCAGUUUGAUGCCCCAGAAGAAGAACGCUGACAGUUUGGAGCUGAUCAGAAGCAAAGCAGGACGAGUCUUUGGCAGAUGUGCAGGCUUCAUGAUGACCUUGAAGGGCCUGCCGAGUUCGUACAACAAGGACCUGCAGGAAGACAAGGAGGCCAUGUUUGACUGCUAUGACUCUGUCCACGCCGUGCUGCAGGUCACCACUGGGGUCAUCUCCACCCUCAAGAUCAAUGUGAGCGUGAUGGAGGCGGCUCUAAGUGCGGACAUGUUGGCGACUGACCUUGCGUACUACCUGGUCAGGAAGGGGGUGGCGUUCAGGGACGCUCACGCUCUGUCGGGUAAAGUUGUGUUCACAGCUGAGUCACGAAAUAUUACCUUGACCCAACUCACCUUGGAAGACCUGGCCGCUAUCAGCCCGCUGUUUGAAAGCGACGUGGCGUCUGUGUGGGACUACGGCAGCAGCGUGGAGCAGUACAGCGCCACAGGUGGCACGGCCAGGAGCAGUGUUGGGGAACAGGUACAACACCUGCGCACGUGGCUGACGCAACAGAAAAAACACUAGUGAAAGCGUUCACACCUUUUAACUCUGAAUCAGGUUUACUGGCUGGAAAUAAAUCAUGAUUGAAGCAGGAAAAUGUACUGUGUGCAGUUUUAUUAUUAAUAUUGUAGACAAGAAUCACAGUUAAUUUACUUAAUAAUUACAAAUUAAGAUGCACUAUGGCAAAUUACUAUGCACUAAUCUAAAUUGUUAACAUUUCUAUAAUUUAAUCUAAUAAAAUAUAUUAAAGAAUUAGAGAAAAUAGUCAAAUAUGAAUUUGUGGGGCGGGGGUGUGCUUAAUUACUGGAUCAGAACCAAUGUUGUGAGCACCAGAGAGAAAGCAUCAAACCA